AAAAAAAUCAAAUGCAGUGCCCGCAGAUUAUAAUUAGCUAUUCUGUACCACUUUUUGUCAAUUUAAGUAACAAUUUUUGUUCAUGUCAGUGGUAAACUUUUCUCGUCCUCAUACUCCUCACAAAACGAACAAGGUCUAGUACUGAUCUUGGUUGUCAUCUUCCUAUGCAUCUCGUCUUCUUCAUCACUGUACAUAUGUCUUCGCUGUAUGUUAGAUUGUUCCGCCAUUUCCUGUAAACUCUCACCCCUCAAGUAAUCUUUCUUUCACAAUUUCAAAAUCUGCUCAAUAAUUUCAAAUCUCUAUUUUUGGCGCCCUAUUAUCUUCUCUAACUAUUCUUACAGACUGCAAUUAUCAGCUUAAAAAUGAUGCAAUCUUCUUUUUCUUCUGUUCAAAGAGCACCAAAUGCACAUCCUUUCGCACACACCAGCAAGCAUUUGCCGUCAAUUGCAAAUCCCAUCACCCAUUUUCUCUCUCUUCCCAACAAACACUCAAAGUUGCAGACUUCAUCUUCACUCAAAUUAAGAUGCCAAAUUGAUGAUUUUCCGACUAAUUUGAGAAACCCCAUAUCAUUUCCUGCUACCCAAAAACGUUUUCUUACUCCUAAACCUAAGAAUGAGACAAAUCAAUGUACUCCGCUUCUCUGCGGCAAUUCGUCGAACAGCUUGAGUGCAAGGAGCAAAUCAUCGGUCAGGGUGAUCAUUGAAGCUAUCAGUGAUGCGUUUUCGACUGCGUUUCCGAUAUGGGUUGCUUUAGGAUGCUUGAUUGGACUUUUGAAGCCGAGUUCUUUCAGCUGGGUCACCCCACAAAUGUCUAUAUGGGGUUUGACUAUUACUAUGUUGGGUAUGGGCAUGACACUUACUUUGGAUGAUUUGAGUGGGGCAUUUUCUAUGCCUAAAGAAGUGAUUGCCGGUUUUUGUCUUCAGUACUCGGUGAUGCCAUUGUCAGGAUUCUUUGUCAGCAAACUUCUAGGGUUGCCAUCCCAUUAUGCAGCUGGCUUAAUAUUAGUUGGCUGUUGUCCUGGUGGGACAGCAAGUAAUAUUGUCACCUACAUUGCCCGUGGAAAUGUUGCUCUUUCAGUUCUGAUGACAGCAGCAAGCACAUUUUCAGCCGUGGUCAUGACUCCCUACCUCACUGCUAAACUUGCUGGACAAUAUGUCGCAGUUGAUGCAGCUGGACUUUUGAUGUCAACGCUGCAGGUUGUGUUGCUUCCUGUGUUAGCUGGCGCGUUUUUAAAUCAGUAUUUCCAGGGCCUUGUAAAAUUUGUUUCUCCUUUGAUGCCACCCGUUGCUGUGGGGACUGUGGCUCUUCUUUGCGGAAAUGCAAUUGCUCAGAGUUCUUCUGCAAUCAUGAUGUCUGGUGUGCAAGUUGUGAUAGCUUGUUGUCUACUUCAUUCAUCUGGAUUUUUCUUUGGUUACAUGCUUGCAAGGUUGCUUGGAAUUGAUAUAACUUCGGCUAGGACCAUAUCAAUAGAGGUUGGAAUGCAGAAUUCGGUUCUUGGACUAGUGCUUGCAAAUCAGCAUUUUGGGAAUCCAUUGACUGCAGUUCCUUGUGCUGUCUCUAGUGUUUGUCACUCAAUUAUAGGCAGUGCUUUGGCGGGAAUCUGGAGAUACUACACUCCUAAGGAGACGGAACAGUGAAUUGCCUCUGAAUUAGUGAAUCUCUGAUUUACUAUUCAACCUGCAUGUAAUUAUCUUCUCCACGUUCUCUUCAUAGUUCAUACUCUACUGCUUGAUAUAUUUAUAUUUAACUUGGAAAAUGUGAAGUAAAUGUAUGUCUGGAAAGCUCUAACAAUAUUAUUGAAGUAGGAUUCUUUGAAUAUCUUUUUAUUUUGAAAUAAACACCUGAUAUUGUAUGUCCAAGUUACAAAGUAA
Chenopodium quinoa (quinoa) is the source of this 1871-nucleotide messenger RNA. RefSeq names its product probable sodium/metabolite cotransporter BASS1, chloroplastic. Gene Ontology annotation, cellular component: membrane. Lineage: Eukaryota; Viridiplantae; Streptophyta; Magnoliopsida; Caryophyllales; Amaranthaceae. The coding region runs from base 363 to 1637 and encodes 424 amino acids. The record is from RefSeq and is a predicted model, not a curated record. The transcript has 7 exons.